CUGCUGUAGAUAAUAAUUAUCGCUUCACUUGAAAGCACACUGGAUGCUAUAAUUCACAAACGGACGAUAGACCCAAUAGACACAUAUUUUGUUAAAUAGUAAAGGAACAUUUAUUGGAAAAGUAGACUGCGGGCGAGCCGUUACGUGCCACCCAACAAAGGGCUUUGUGAUGGGUGGGGCGCCAACUUCAAGGAGGUACAGAGCCCCAGAGACAGUUGUCACAAUGAAGAGCCCCACUUCCUUUUGGGCCUUCUCACUGGGAUUCUUGGUGGGGGCCCUCAGCUUCUAUUUGUUCCUGCACCAGCUGUGGUUGGAAAAGAGCUACCCGAUGCUGUCUGAGGGACAGGAUAAAGACAUGGUGGUACAUCUGACAUCCACCAGCUGGAGGAGGAAAGAAGGCGCUCUCAUAAACCGGACCCCGAUUUACCAUGAAGAUGAAGACAGUUGGGUGGCAGACCAAUUGUACCAGAAGGUCAGAGUUCUCUGCUGGGUUAUGACGGAGACACAUAACCUGCGAACCCGGGCCCACCACGUCAGGGCCACCUGGGCUCGGCACUGCAAUGCAGUGGUUUUCAUGAGCUCUGUGAAAGACCCUGAUUUGCCCGCUGUUGGCCUGGACACGAAUGAGGGCCGUGACCAGCUCUACUGGAAGACCAUCCGCGCCUUCCAUUAUAUCUAUGAGCACCAUGUAGACCAAGCAGACUGGUUCUUGAAAGCGGAUGAUGACACCUUCGUGGUGGUGGACAACCUGCGAUGGAUUCUGUCCAACCACACCCCUGAAGAGCCCAUCUAUUUUGGCAAACGCUUUAAGCCCUUUUCCAAACAGGGUUACAUGAGUGGAGGCGCAGGGUACGUGCUUAGUAAAGAGGCCCUCAGAAGAUUUGUGGAGGGCUUCAGGACUAAGGUUUGCACGCACACUAGCCCUGUAGAAGACGUCGCUCUUGGCCAGUGUUUGGAGAAGAUGGGCGUUCUUGCUGGCGACUCCAGAGAUACUUUCCAUCGAGAAACCUUCCACCCAUUUGUGCCUGAGCAUCAUCUCACUGGAAAGUUCUCCAAAACCUUCUGGUAUUGGAACUAUUGCUACUACCCAAUUAUUGAGGGUCCACAAUGCUGCUCCGACCUGGCCGUGUCAUUUCAUUAUGUGCCAGCAGAGCUGAUGUACACCCUUGAGUACUACACCUACCACUUGAGAGCAUAUGGCUACAAGCCACGCUAUCGACCCUCCGUACGCUCACUCUCUCGCACAACAGUGACCGCUGUAGUUCAGUCACUCCGAGGAGGGAUAAAUGGAACACACGUGAACGAGAGCUUUCCUUUGAAUGCCAACCAAACUGCUGCAGAAACGGGGGUAAAGGAACCAAAGUCGCUUCUAUCAGGAAACAGGACCGCAGCUACACUGCACGGCUUAUGAUUGCUUUUAUUUGAUAUUUGAGCAAAUGCUACUCAGCCUAUUUGAGACAAGUCUGUGGAAACUGGGCUGCAUUUUGAGCUCUUUUUUUUGACACAAUCCAGUCUUAAGGUUCCUGUCUCGUAGCUCACCUAGAAAUUGUACACUAGGUUAAAAGUUUAUAGCAGGGGUGUCAAACGUACCCGCAAACAGGUUUUAUCUGGCCCGCGGGAUGAGUUUGCUAAGUAUAAAAAUGAGCCGAAAUGUUUUAAUGAAAGAAACUGCUGUUCUAAAUGUGUCCACUGGAUGUCGCAAUAGCAAUUCUUUGUAUCUUUGUAGAUGAUGCUACAUAUGUAAAUAAAACAAAAAAAACACAUGAUGUUCGUGCACCAGUCGAGGAAAAUGAGCAAACUACAUAAAAAACAUCCUGUAAUUUGAUUUUGAUUUUCUUUUUUUUAAAUCUUGAUAGAUUGAAAAUUAGUUGACUGAUGAACAUGAUCACAUCAUUUAUUCAGAAAGUAUAAAUAACGACAAAUAAAGAUAGAACGCUAUUAACCGCAACAUGUAAGUGUAAAAAAACAACAACCCAACAACAUUAUGAUUUGUAAAUUUUCAUAAUGUACUCUUAUUUUCAAACAAAGAAAACAAUCUGAUGUUGUCUUUAUUUUUAAGUUAUCGUGCCGUGAUUUUACCAGUCCGGCCCACUUGGAAGUAGAUUUUUCUCCAUGUGGCCCCUGAUCUAAAAUGAGUUUGACACCCGGGGUUUAGAGAAUGUCUUAAUUUGACUUUAUCAUAACUGACUGUCAAUAUGUGCAUUCUUUUGGAUGUUGUAACGAGGACCCAGGUAGGGGGGGACGUUGGUGUUUAGUAAUGUUUAAAGAUUUAUUUUCUGCCAUUUGGAUAUGUAAUGUAUAUAUUUUUUCAAACAAUAUAUCAUGAAUAUUAAUAUAAAAUAAAUAUAGCUGUGAAAGUUUAAUAACAAGGCUGCUUGAAUCAAAUUAAAAAUGUCCUAGAUUACAUACACACCUGUCAAAAAUGCAAAAUGGUUUGUUCCACCUGCAUAGCAGCAAACCUUAUGAAACAGUUCACUCAACACAAAGGUCGUAACGGUAUCAAAACUCACCUUUUAAUUAUUCACACACAGCACCAGCGUUUUGGAACAAGGACGAAGUGGUAGAAGAAAAGGAAACAUAUAAUGCGUCUUUUUGUGGCAGCAUCAGAUAAACCUAUGUUUCCAUUUUUGCUUUUGCAUCUCCUUGUCCAUAACUGUGGUGUGUUCAAGGACCCUCGUAUAAGUUAGAAACAGAGAUGUCACUGUGUCACUGUAGUUAUUGAACCUACUCAGUGGCCUAGUGGUUAGAGUGUCUGCCCUGAGAUGGGUAGGUUGUGAGUUCAAACACCCGGCCGAGUCAUACCAAAGACUAUAACAAUGGGAGCCAUUACCUCCCUGCUUGGCACUUCUGCUUUACACUCUUACAUAUAGGGAACUCUUACUGCUUUGAUUAUAUUUAAGUAAAUUAUGACAGGUUAUAUGAUUAUUUAAAUUCAUAUUGUGGCCACUCUAUAUUGAAUAUGCUGGAUUUUUAGGUUAAAGACUUUUUUCAAGAUAAAACAAAACAUGUAGGGGGUUUCUUUAGAUAUGUUAAUCCAUCUUUAAAAAGUGUGUGUGUUUUAACCUUGUUUCAACCAAAUCCAUGCAAUAAUUAUUUUUUCAGUGCAUGCAAGCGUACCAAGUUUGUGUGUGUGAGUGUGUGUGUGUGUCCUGGUGAUGCUGGGUUUAGGGUUGGAUGGGAGUAUGGGGGCCUAUAAUUUAUGCACCUGCGGCAUAUUAAUAACCCACACUAAAGCAGCUGUGUGUCAUUUCAUUACAUUCAGUUACACAAAUCAAAAGAGAAUGUGACCCCUGACCCAAAUCGACAAAAUGAUUACCGAGCACGGCUACAGCUGCUGCUCACUGCUCCCCUCACCUCCCAGGGGGUGAAACAAGGGGAUGGGUCUAACGCAGAGAGUAAUUUCACCACACCUAGUGUGUGUGUGACUAUCCGUGGUACUUUAACUUUUAACUUAAAAUGACUAAAGGAUGGUGUUGGAAUGUACUCAUCAAUUCAUGCCAGCGUUGCUAAUGGUAUGCUCGCUCAUGAUGGUUCAGUUCAGUUUCAGUUUCAGUUUAUUUCGAACAUGCAUACGAUACAAUGUAAUGCAUCACACAAUUCCAGUUGUUUCAUUACAGUAUGUCCGAAAAAGAGUAGGAAGAAGCUGAGCUUAUUUAAUCCCACCCCUUUUCAUACCAUAGCAAUUGUAUCCCAUGUCCUUGUUCUCUGUAACGGAACAGUGAAUAAAUAAUAAGUAAAUAAUAUACCAUAGUAAGUAAACAAAUAUUAAAUACAUAAAUAAUCUUUAUCUAAAAAAAAAAAAGGGGGGUUCAAGAUGUUCAUCAUAAUUCUUGUUCUUUGUACUUUGUGAACACUUGUAGUUUGAACAGUCUUUUAAAAUGAAUCAUAUUGGUGCUUAAUCCAUUGCAUAAUUUAAUUUCACAUACGGAUAUGCUUAAGGUUUAGUAUUGUAUGUGCAUACAAAUGUUUUAAAUUAGAUUUUCCUCUGAGGUUAUAUCUCUCCUCUUUUGUUGAGAAGAAUUGUUGUACACGUUUGUACAUUCUUGGGUAGCAGGUUAUAGUUUCCUUUGUGCAUAAUUUUAGCUGUUUGCAAAUGCACCAAAUCGUGGAAUUUCAAUAUUUUUGAUUCAAUAAAUAAAUGCUUUGUAUGUUCUCUAUAUCCAACAUUAUGUAUUAUUCUACUUGAUCAAUUUUGUAACACAGUUAGUGAAUUUGUAGUUGUUUCCCCAUAUUUCUGCACAAUAACUCAGAUAUGGUAACACUAGUGAGCAGUAAAGAAUAUGAAGUGAGUUUUGAUCUAGAACAUGUUUUGCUUUAUUCAUUAUUGACGUGUUUCUUGCUUCUUUAUGUUGUAUAUAUUUUUACAUGAGAUGUCCAGUUCAUUUUGUCAUCUAUUAUUACACCCAAACAUGUGUUUUCUUUUACCCUUUCCAUAUGGUCACCUACUGUUAGAAAGUGCCCAUGUCUGACGUCACACAACUUGGAGUCAGGCACAUAUGGACCUCUCUGUAUUUCACAAUUCUAAAAGACACAUGUUCAGGAAAAAACAUUAUUGGAAAUGUUUUUAAAUGAGCUUGUGUUGUAUUUGCUA
This is a messenger RNA of Nerophis lumbriciformis (worm pipefish), 4591 nucleotides long. RefSeq names its product core 1 synthase, glycoprotein-N-acetylgalactosamine 3-beta-galactosyltransferase 1, like a (gene c1galt1la). Gene Ontology annotation, molecular function: N-acetylgalactosaminide beta-1,3-galactosyltransferase activity. Gene Ontology annotation, cellular component: membrane. The record is from RefSeq and is a predicted model, not a curated record. Lineage: Eukaryota; Metazoa; Chordata; Actinopteri; Syngnathiformes; Syngnathidae.